AUGAGCGACUCAUCAAAGACAUCUAUCAAGGAAAAAGGGAAGAAACCGGCAGGACACUCGCACCCUUCAGCAGAGGACGUCCUCCAAUCCCAUAAUUACAACAAAGAGCACGUCAAGGAGUUCUGUGGCAGACUCACCACCAUCCCUCCCCCUCGCUCCAGGCAGCAGGAGGAAAAAAGCACGGUUCAAGACCUAAUUCUCUCCCUGACUCGCCAUGACGAAAUCCAAAAAUGGCUUCAGGAUCCCGCGUCGAGGGUCCUCGUCCUCAGCGGAGGAAGCGACCCUAACCAGCUCGCGGGCUGGAGAGCCUUCGAGGGCGAGAUCCCCCCUGUAUCCGGCGUCUCGUUUGUGUCCGCAAAACUGGUACAGUCCCUCCUCGAGCAGGCCACCAGCAGCAGCAGCAGAGACACUAGCACUAGCAACAACGAGACCGUCAUCCCCCUAGCAUGUUUCUGCACUCUGCAGCGCCGCCGCUGGCACGGGACCCUGACGCCGAAAUUCCUCGCGAUGGACCUUCUGCUGCAGCUAGUGGACCAGUACCGCGACUUCGACAGCGAGAAGAUGCAUGCCUGCAUCUACAAUACGGCGACGCUGACGGACGUCUGCGCGCGGUUCACCGAGUUGGUGCUUUCCAUGCGUCCUUGCACCAACAAUACGACGCUGUUCAUCGUGAUCGACGGGUGCCAUGAACUUUUGUCUGAUGAGGGCAGACACCUCUUCCUCCAUGACGAGUGGAGGGUGCUCUUCGCUCACUUCGAGAGAUUACUAUUAUUACUACAUUCUUCUUCUAACCUUGAGAAGAAAGACGAGGAGCGACGGCCGAUGGUAACGGUCAAACUGCUCUUUGCAGGUCCUAACGCAACGGCCUUUCGGCUAUUCACGAGUGUGGAGAACGUGGUCGUCACUCUGGACGAGCGAGCCCUGAGGGAGAUUGAGUGCGCAUGGGGGAAGCGUGUAUAG
Messenger RNA from Rasamsonia emersonii CBS 393.64, 960 nucleotides. RefSeq lists its product as uncharacterized. The record is from RefSeq and is a predicted model, not a curated record. The coding region runs from base 1 to 960 and encodes 319 amino acids. Lineage: Eukaryota; Fungi; Ascomycota; Eurotiomycetes; Eurotiales; Trichocomaceae. The transcript has 2 exons.